This is a messenger RNA of Alligator mississippiensis (American alligator), 4987 nucleotides long. It is a transcript of the gene RSAD2, whose product is annotated as radical S-adenosyl methionine domain containing 2. Gene Ontology annotation, molecular function: 4 iron, 4 sulfur cluster binding; catalytic activity. The record is from RefSeq and is a predicted model, not a curated record. The transcript has 6 exons. Gene Ontology annotation, cellular component: endoplasmic reticulum; lipid droplet; endoplasmic reticulum membrane. Bases 1 to 1017 code for a protein of 338 amino acids. NCBI's taxonomy places the organism in Eukaryota, Metazoa, Chordata, Crocodylia, Alligatoridae. Gene Ontology annotation, biological process: positive regulation of immune response; defense response to virus.
AUGCUCCGCCUGCCCCUGGCGCUCGCCGCGCUGGUGCUGCGCGCCCUGCGGAGCCCGCUCAGCUUCCUGGGCUGGAGCCUGGCAAGCUUCUGGCCCCGGCUGCGGCUGGUGCUGCGGGGAAGCGGCCCGAGCCGCGGCCCGACCCCCACCAGCGUAAACUACCACUUCACCCGGCGCUGCAACUACAAGUGCGGCUUCUGCUUCCACACGGCCAAGACCUCCUUCGAGCUGCCCCUGGAGGAGGCGCAGCGGGGGCUGGCCAUGCUGCGGGCGGCAGGUAUGGAGAAAAUUAAUUUUUCAGGAGGAGAACCAUUUCUGACUGAUAGAGGAGAAUUUGUAGGCAAAUUGGUCCAGUUUUGCAAGCAAGAAUUAAAGUUACCAAGUGUCAGCAUUGUGAGCAAUGGCAGCUUGAUUAGAGAAAGAUGGUUCAAGAAUUAUGGUGAAUAUCUAGACAUUCUGGCAAUUUCUUGUGAUAGUUUUCAUGAGGAAGUCAAUGCUUUAAUUGGCCGUGGGCAAGGGAAAAAAAACCAUGUUGAAAAUCUGCAAAAAUUGAGAAAAUGGUGUCAAGAAUAUGGCGUGGCUUUUAAAUUAAAUUCAGUGAUUAAUAGAUUUAAUGUGGAAGAAGACAUGAAUGAGCAGAUUAAAGCACUGAACCCUGUUCGUUGGAAGGUAUUCCAGUGUCUGCUCAUUGACGGGGAGAACGUAGGGGAAAAUGCUCUGAGAGAAGCAGAGAAAUUUGUUAUCAGUGAUGAAGAUUUUGAACGAUUCCUAGAUCGCCACAGAGAUAUCUCAUGUUUAGUGCCAGAGUCAAAUCAGAAGAUGAAAGAUUCGUAUCUUAUUCUGGAUGAAUAUAUGCGUUUUCUGAACUGUAGAAAUGGACGAAAGGACCCUUCUAAAUCUAUUCUGGAUGUUGGUGUUGAGCAUGCUAUAAAAUUCAGUGGAUUUGAUGAGGAGAUGUUUCUGAAGAGAGGAGGAAAAUACGUGUGGAGUAAAGCAGAUAUGAAACUAGAAUGGUGACCCAAUAUAGUCAAUCAUGACAAUUUGCACUUUUUAAUACAGGCAGUCCUUGACUUACGUUUCGAGUUACAAUGUUUCGCACUUACGUUUAUAAUUGACACCCCGUUUUAACUUUCUGAUGUCAGUUUCAACUUUACAACACUUGAUUUGAUGCCAAGCCAUACCAGCAAAUAAGUUCACUGGGUCACCCAUCUCACUGGAGAACAUCUGUUUAAACUUCCUUGGACACUUUAUUUAAGAAAGCAGACAAGACUCCAGAAAAACCUGCAGCCAAGACUCCUGAGAAGACUCCAGCCAAGAACCCUUCAAAAAGUCUAACCAAGAGCCCUUCAAAACGUCCAGCAAAGUCUCCUCAAAGAAGUCCUUCCAAAUCAAUAUGAUUGCUAUUUACAAUAUAAUACAUUAAUAUAGCUAUAUUACUCAUCUAUAAUUGAUUUGAGUACAAAAUUCUGGGUUACUUUUGUUGAAAAUAGGGUAUCAGGCCUUGGUUCAGGAAUCAAUCCUCCAUUUAUAACAUUGUUUCCUAUGGGAAAAUUGGUUCCGAGUUACAACAUUUCGACUUAACACCUGGCUUUCAGGAACCAAUUGUGUUGUAAGUCUGAGGACUGCCUGUAUAAAGUUUCGUUUUUAUUUUUACACUCCAUCUCCGCUUAUGUCAUAUAAGUGAUGUUUAGGUUCAUUAACUAUAACAUCAGACAUUAGCCUGUUUUAAAAGCAGUGUUUUUGAAAUUUAGAUUGUAUUUUUAUCUACUGUAUAUUUGUGAAUUGUUAAGUAAUACUAGCGUUAGGAGUAAAAGCUAAUUUCCACAAUCUAGUAUUCAUUUAUAUCUGAAGGUGUUAAACUGCACCUUCUUGUAUGCUAAGAUUUAUUGUAAAGUGUGAGAGAAUGCCUCAGAAGACAUAAAACCUAAUACAACUUCAUAAAAUCUUGCUUUAAUAACAGAAUAUAAAUAGGUAGAGCUCUUUUCAGGAGAAUUGUCCAGCAUAGUUCAUAGGAAAUGACAAGGUGCAAUUCCUUGAUUUGCCACAAGGGGGCACCCCAGCAGAUCUUUGAAGUCUCUACUGCCUUUCUUUUUGAACAAGCAGUAGUAAUUCAGGCUCUGGUUAACAUUUUAUUCAUAUAAGUACAUACAUACAUACAGACAUUAGCAAUAAGCUCCACAGUUUAUUCAUUCGCAGUAAUAGCACAUGUAGAUGCACCCACGAUUGCCCAGAUGCUGUAAACACUUAUAUAUCAGAAUAAUUUUAGGCACUUCAUUCAGUGGGAUUACCUGAAUGAGUAAAGUUACUCAGUUGGUGAAUAUAUAAGUGUUUACCAGGCUAGGCCAUAAGAAGUUCCACUAAGUAAGGAAAUGAAAAAUAUGUAUCUUUUAAAAUAAGAAAAUAUUAUUGUAUAACCAUAAAAAAUGAUAGAGGAACUUAAAGACAAAGAUAGUAAACACAAAUUACACCUAAAUUGAGUUUUUGCUUAUUAUGUUUUAUGAAAGGUGGCUGCUAUUAAAGGUAGUUAGUUCCAUUUACAACCUAUAUGCCUUAGCUACUAAAUAAGCAUCUCCAGUCACUAUAAUACAGUGAGUUAGAUAUGUUAGAACUUUAGACAAAAUUCUCCUGACUUCUGUUGGCAGUUUUGCUGGAGUAAAGACUGCAGGACAAUAUUCAAAUGAUGUAUUUGUGUUAUUAAGCAUGGUUCUUUUUCUUCUGGCUCAAAACUGAACAAAAAAGAGGAAAAGGCAAAAUAGUGAAUAGAAAAUUAAUUAAAGAAGUCUCUGAAAUAUUAAUACAGUAGUGGUUUAAGGAAAGUUCAAAUUUUCAGAUAGGAUUUAUUACUGUUGGAUUUUACAUUGUGCUUUGCUUCAAUACACGUACUAUUACUGUGCAUGAAUAAACUCCGAAGCUUAGUGCUUUGGAGCUUAUUGCUCCUGGAUGCAUCGUUUGAACAUGUACCUGGGAGCAAUUAACUUGGGAGCAAUAAACUCCAGAGUUUUUUCCUGUGCAGCACAUGGAGCUGGGUUGGAGCAGCCCCAGCUGGCAGGGGGCUCUGGGGAUCAGCCUGCCAGCCUGGGGCUGCUCCCCAAAGCUCAAUAUGCUAUGGAGAAGCUGACUGGAGUAGGAGGGAGUUUCAGUGUGGGGCUAGUCGGCAGGCAGCCCCCUAUAUGGGAGCACUCUUGUGCCCCAGCCAGCCCCUCCAGCAUCUGCAUGUGAGUUGCUAUGGAGUUUUCUCCUCUUCAGAAGGAUAGUACUUUACGGCCAUGUCUACAUGAGAUGCUACUGCUCAGUGGUUACUGUGCAUUUAUUUAGUACUUGUAUAAACAAGUACUAAAUAAAUUUGCAGUAAUCAGAGUUACUGCGCAGUAGCGCCAGCAAACACCUUUCAGGUGACGCUACUGCGCAGUAUCUUAAUACUACUGUGCACUAGUGUCUCAGCAUGGUUUUUGCCACGUGACAUUACUGUACAGUAGUAUCAGGCUACUGCACAGUCAGCGUCUUUUGUAGAUUCACCCUACAAAUACUAUCCUGCUGUGGAGUAAAUUAGUUUACUCCAGCCUAAUAGGAUAGACUCUCAGAUGUUUACUGGGCAACUCAUUUAGUCAACUGCACAGUAAACAUCUUGUGUAGAUGCUUCCGGUGUAGUGGAAAAUGCUCAGUCCUACCAAGUAUAGUAUUCUUUCAACGGAGAUACAAGCUGCCUACACCAAAAACUUAGGACUUGUUUUGUAACUUUAUUGAAGAACAAACACUUUCAUAGAAUAAGCUCUUUUUAUACCGUUUACAAUUUUAAGUACCUUUAUAUGAAAAAUUCCCUUUCACUUAAAACUUUAAUUUCUUGACUGUAAUAAAAUGUGUUUUUUUUUUUAUGGCUGUGAUUAAAUAGCAAUCUAGAAAGCCUGUUUUGCUGUUUUUGCACUGAUAGAGUAUGCACACCAUUCAUAUUAGAUUAAAUAGUGAUCCUGCAAAGUUACAAGCAUGCAUAACUUUGAAUAUGUAUCCAGCAAAAUUAACAGUUGGCACAUCUACGCAUGUGCUUUAUUGUGGAGUUGACUAAUUAGGUCCGCAGUAAAUCGUCACCAUCUACAUGUGCACUGAUAUUAGGGCACAGGAGAUUAAUUAACCUCAUCCUAAUAGUGCUGUCAAGGAAUGUUGUAUCUUAUGGCACAGUUACUUACUGUGCUGAAGUCCACAUGUAGACGGUGACUGGGGACAGCUGGGGCAUGAGGGUGCAAAAGUGCGGGGACUGCCUGCCAUCCAGCCGUGCACUUUAGCACCCUCCGCCACCCAGUGCCAGUACCUGGAGCCUGGGGUUGACUUCCCAUGCCCCUGCCAGCCUGGGGCUGCUCUGCCAGGUUCAGGCUACUGUGGUCCCAGGUGCAGUGAAUGCACAGGCACCCUGGACAACAGCAGUUUGAGCAUCUGCAUGUGCCAUUGAGGUACCAAGAUAAACUUCAGCACAAAUUCCGUCCAAGUUUAUCACAUUGUCUUAAUGGCACGUGCAGAUGCAACUAGUGAAUUUUAAAAUAGGAGUAACCUCUUUAAGUUACAGAUGUGCAUAUAUCUUUGCUGAUUUAGGACUUCUAUAUUAUGUUUAACAUUAUUACAAUGGGUUAAUUCAAGAAAGCAACCUUAAGCACAUGUUUUUGUUGCAUCAGAGUAUUAGUUUGUGUACUAAUUUAUUAGCACUUUUGUUUCUUUCUAACAUUCUGGAGAGAAGACAAUUGAUAUUAAGAUUCCAAUGCACUUAAAAUUACUGUGAAUAUUUCCCAAAUAAGAAAUUAAGGAAUGGGUUUUAUGUUGUAUUUCAUAUGGGGGUUUUUUUCAGUGUGAAAGGCCUUUUUAACAUUUAAAUGUGCUAAGAAAAUUCAGUCCUAGCAAAAUGCAUUCGUUAAUAUUGAACAUUUCUGUGUCUAUUUUUGUAUAAAUGUUAUGACAACAAAUUGUACAUUGAAAUAAACAGUAUUUUUCUUUCUUAAUUUUA